AGCCAGGUGUUAGGACAGAGAUCACGGCUGUGCUUUUAUCAUUCCGUUAUAAUAACACAUCAGCCUUAACUGGCAUCGAGCCGCAAGCUAUUUAAGUUGCGUGUGUGUGAGUGUGUGUGUGAGAGAGAUUUAUUGUCCAAAGCCGUCGUCUUUUAUGCACGACGCGUCCUGUAGAGAGCGACCUUUUUUCCCCACGGAAGUUAAACAGCCUUUUAUCGUUUUAUUAGAAGAUUUUCUUUUAUUUUAAAGAGCUACAAUGUUAUUGAGGAGUGGUGUUUUUGUCCUCUUGUUCGUGGGCUUGGUUUUUAUUGGAGCUGAAGACAGUGAGACGGAGAAACAUGUUGAAGAGUUAGAGGUGGAAACACUGGCAAAGCCGGAGACAUGCACAUUAACAUCAACGAUGGGGGACACGCUUCAUAUCCAUUAUACGGGCCGGCUUUUGGAUGGAAAGGUGAUAGACUCCUCUCUGUCCCGAGAUCCACUGGUGGUCGAACUUGGGAAACGAACUGUCAUUGCAGGUCUAGAACAAGCUCUGGUUGGUGUCUGUGAAGGACAAAAAAUCAAGGCUACCAUUCCUGCACAUCUAGCAUAUGGGAAAAGAGGAUACCCCCCAACUAUCCCAGGUGAUGCAGCACUGGAGUUUGAGGUGGAGGUGAUUUCCUUGCUGCAGCAGACACCCUGGCAGAAGCUGGUGAAUGAUGUCUUUCCUCUUGUGUGCCUGGCACUUGUUCCCACUUUACUGGGACUGGUGGGUCUCUACCUCUACAAGAAGGCCAACACACAACCUCAAGGCAAGAAGAAGAGCAAGGACAAGAAGAGCAAGAAGAAAUAAGAAGGACACGAAAGGAACAAUAAACUAUUUAAAUAAAAAAAAUGAAAAA
This is a messenger RNA of Tachysurus vachellii, 881 nucleotides long. It is a transcript of the gene fkbp11, whose product is annotated as FKBP prolyl isomerase 11. The coding region runs from base 257 to 832 and encodes 191 amino acids. Lineage: Eukaryota; Metazoa; Chordata; Actinopteri; Siluriformes; Bagridae. The record is from RefSeq and is a predicted model, not a curated record. The transcript is spliced from 6 exons. Gene Ontology annotation, molecular function: peptidyl-prolyl cis-trans isomerase activity. Gene Ontology annotation, biological process: protein peptidyl-prolyl isomerization.